GGUCAAAGUUCACGCCACUGAAACACGUUUCUGGGCAUCAUAUUUAUCGAAUAUCUGUACGGAUUUGUGCUCCUUAGACAGCCGCACAGGCUAAUUACGUGAUUUGUGAAUUAUGUUGGUCUUAUGUAUAACAGUUUAGUGUGAAUGGUAGUGAAUUGCAAAUUUGUCAGAGACAAUACUUCUGUGGGCUCUCUCGUAACAUUCAGGAGAAUUUUGAUGCCUUUACACGCUUUCUAAUAUGAGGAUAUUUUUAAAACUAAAUAGUCUGCGGAAGCCGUCUGUAUAUGUCAAAGUUCCAGGGGUACUCGCUUUAAGGUGGAGAUUGCAGAGAUGUCGCUUCUGUUCUUCACCUCAAAAUGAACCGAGUAACAUUUCAGUGCUCAGACACCUGACAUCAAAAAUCAAGGCAACAGGUCCAAUCUCAGUAGCAGAGUACAUGAAAGAGGUUCUCGCCAACCCCGUUUCGGGCUAUUAUGUACGCAACGAUAUGUUAGGAGCGGACGGAGAUUUUAUAACAUCUCCUGAGAUCAGUCAGAUCUUUGGAGAGCUACUUGGGAUCUGGUGUGUGAGCGAGUGGUUGGCAGCUGGAAAACCCAAGCACUUCCAACUGGUGGAGUUUGGUCCUGGCAGAGGUUCACUGGUCGCCGACAUUCUCCGGGUUUUCAGCCAGCUGGGGGCACUGUUGCAAAGCACAAACUUAUCUGUGCAUUUGGUGGAGGUGAGUCCCAGGCUCAGCCAGGUUCAGGCACAAAACUUAACUGGAGAGGACAGCCAAUCUGCCAGCGACGAGAACGAGCCCGCUUACCGCAGGGGGACCACAACCACUGGCCUGCCCGUCUCCUGGUACCGCAGGAUCGAGGAUGUGCCAGUGGGCUUCAGUCUCUACCUCGCUCAUGAGUUUUUUGAUGCCUUACCUAUCCACAAGUUCCAGAGAACAGAACGCGGCUGGCGGGAGGUCAUGGUGGACAUCGAUCCAGACGUGGCAGACAGGCUGCGAUUCGUGCUGAUUCCAGCCCCGACUCUGGCAUCUUCUACGCUCAUACAGGCAGAUGAGCAGAGAACGCAUGUAGAAGUCUGCCCUGAAGGGGGAGUCAUCAUUCAGAAGCUGACCAAUCGCAUUGCAGAAUACGGGGGCGCGGCUCUUAUCGCAGACUACGGACACGAUGGGACUAAGACGGACACUUUCCGAGGGUUUCAAGGUCACAAGCUUCAUGACCCACUUGAGGCCCCUGGUACUGCAGACCUGACAGCUGACGUGGACUUCAGCUACCUGCAGAGGAUGGCGGGUACCGGGGUGGCCUGCCUUGGUCCCGUCACGCAGCGCCACUUCCUGCACAACAUGGGUAUCAGCAUUCGCUUGCAGGUUCUGCUUCAGAACUGCCCCGAUGCCUCCACUCAGCGGCACCUGCUCCAGGGCUUUGAUAUGCUCACCAGCCCAGAGAAGAUGGGCGAGCGCUUCAAAUUCCUUGCCCUGGUGAACCACCAGCGCCUCUCCUCUCCAGUGGCAGACACAAAGUCGGGGAAGAAGCCCCCUGCACCACUUCCUGUAGCUGGAUUCUACGAACUGGGACCCUUGCAGGGGAGGAACUAAGGAGUACACACUGAGAAGGGGCCCAGAGGUCAUAGGUCAGGCAUGAUAGCUACUGUGUGGAGGGCGGGAGGCGUGUGGUGUUAGCAGGCGGAGUGAGCCUCUCCUUAGCUGAGUUAGUGUUUCUCCUCAUUAGGAUAGAGCCGAAUUAACAGUAUAUUAAAUGCCUGAAUGUACAUCUAAGAACUCAUCACCAUUUGCUGUUUUUAGAUAUUUAAAGGAUGCAAGGUUCUAGAUUUUUAAUGGAUAUGAAGCAGACUUUUGUCAUGCUCUGCAGCGAAUGAGAUCUAAUUGAGCCAUUAAACAUCCAUUUACAAUUGA
Molecule: messenger RNA, 1909 nt
Organism: Brienomyrus brachyistius
Lineage: Eukaryota; Metazoa; Chordata; Actinopteri; Osteoglossiformes; Mormyridae
Gene: ndufaf7
Product: NADH:ubiquinone oxidoreductase complex assembly factor 7
Exons: 10
Coding region: 239-1591 (450 amino acids)
Biological process (GO): mitochondrial respiratory chain complex I assembly
Cellular component (GO): mitochondrion
Molecular function (GO): protein-arginine omega-N symmetric methyltransferase activity
Source: RefSeq, a predicted model, not a curated record